CAGUAAUGUCGGCGCCUGGCAGUUGAAGAAGAACGAUAAAGAUGGCAGCGCCCCCAAGGUUCAGGUUCAGGUAAGUAAUUUAACUUUUAUCUGCCCACCCGACCCCCAGCGGUGAUAUGAGGGCCCUUUGCGAAUGAUGCUUUCACAGCAUUUUUUGUUGUCUAAUUCUAUCAUUUGGUUCUGGGUUUCAGCCCUUCAAGGUAUUGGAUUGUUUUGUUGUGUAAUUCUGUCAUUUGGUUCAGGAUAAAACAGACCAAAAGCUGUACAUCUUGUAAAUCACAUUUUGCAGUCAGAAUGCCUCUGUAUCUUGUUGCUAAUGCAGACUGGGCAUUAGUAGUUUAGUUUAGUCAAUGUGACUGUAGAAGAAACACAUAACCCUGUACUGGAAUCUAUCUGACAUGGUGAAAUUCUGCCUGCACUAGGACACCCCCUUGCGGUCACCAUGUUGGCUCAUCACAUGUGGACAUCCUCCUCUGGAAUGGACUGACUCAUGGAAGAAGCUCAGUCCGCCAUGUUUGAUGAGGGCAGAGGCACGCCAAACGUUCUUUCUGUUAACAAGGAGUCGGUUUGCAAUAUCCAUGUCUCAGCAUCUCAUUAUUCUCGUUGCAAAGCAAGAUUCGAGUUUUUGACUUCUGUGCUUAUAAAUUAUUUUUAUUUUUCCUGUUAUACUAUGCCCGUUGCGUAUUUGCGUAAUGAUGUGACGUCAGACGUACCGGGACGAUGGCGUGCGUGCAUAGGUCGGACUGGACUCCAUCCGUAACAGGAAGUAAAGUGGGGCGUUAACAGGCGGGAGGCGUGACGUCACCGAUGGAAUGUUAAGCGAACGAAUGCAGUGUGUAAGAUGACGUCAUAUCCAAUACUCUUGUUAAUGAAAUGAUAUGGAUCUGAUUUGAUUCCAGUUUGCUCUGGUUGUGCUGGUGAACCCGCACAGCGUAUCUGCCAGUGUGUGUGUAGUGUGUAUAUGGGGUGCCCAUCGCCGGUCUGGGGACACUGACUGGGAUUUCAUAGACAGGAUAGCAGUGCUGGCUGGGGGUGCUGGGGGUGGAUCCUAAGUGGUGAGGGUGAGGAGGGGAUUAUUUGCUUAGUGUCUAGCAGUUGGUUACAAAUUAUUGCUCAGUAGUUAAGAAAGUGGUAUAAGCACCAUAACCACAAUGUGCUGAUGUCAGCUGACCCAUUCAGCGAAUUCAUAUCACUAAUAUAGAAGGGUAAGUUCCGCAUUAGCCAUUCCUGUGGGCUGGGGCUGGGCUGCUGGUACCUCUGCAACUCCUCAUCUUGGUCAAACUAUUUGAAAACUGUUUGACAAAGAACAAGGGCCAACAACCCUUAGCUUUCUUAGACUGUUCCUUAAUGGUGCGGACAUCAUAACGUCAGCCUGGUGCUUGGAGAUCCUUGGUGCUGUUGUACCAUAAGGGGUUAUAAACCAAAAGUUGUUUAGAUGGUUGCUGUCGGCACUGCCCCCUUGAUUUCUGGCGAUGCCCAAGGCUUCAAAGAUAAAGUCUUGGAGAAGCUGAAGACUGGACACAGCCAUUCACUAGUUUCUCAUUCAAAGAAUGGUCAGCUGACGCUCUCAUCAGUUGUGCCCAAUUGCCCCACAAUAAUUGCUCUAUAACCCCUUUUCAAGUGUCAUUCUUCAUCAAAAUCUAAUUUCAGGGUCUUUGUCAUCCCAGCCCCUCCAUUGUCUCUCCCCAUGUCUUCUCUUUAUCCUGAAGGUGUAGCACAUUUGUAAACAGUAGUGGCUUCAGUGCCAUCACUUAGUGCAGUAUUUUAUGUAGUGGUUAUACUAUGUUUUGAAGAUGAAAUGCAGGUUUACAAUGUCAGUGGUAUGCUAGCAACCUUUCAUUUGAAAUUUUAUAAUGCACGACAGAUGAUAUUGAGUACAUUCAUCUAUGUGAAAAAAAAAUACUGAUUGCUCUUUUUUUUUAUUUUAUUUUUUUAUUUUUAGGUUAAAAUAAGUGUAGUAACAAAUACGGCUCAAUGGAUGAGAAGAAAAUCAAAAGGAGGAGUCCAAAGUCCUCUACCAGUCACCCACCUCCACUACUGAAUACAAAGAAAAACGCUGUGCCGGUCAGUAAAAGCACAGGCUUCUCAAAUGCUGUGCCACAACCAGUGGGACAAAAACCAAAGCUGAAACGGUGAGCAAAGAUACCAUUGGCAAAGCAAGACCUGUUUUCUGAUCCCAACACUCCAUUACAUGGAGUUGUUUGUGUGAUUUGCAUGUGCAAAAUGUGUUGGUUUUUUUUUUUGUUUUUUUAUAUCAUCAUUACAAAUUGGACAAUAAAGAAUUUCUUCUGUCUUUUUGGUUACAUGAAGUGUUAUUAAGGAGAAAUCAAAGUCUCAGGGAGAAGCCAAGGGUGCUUCAUCAGCUCCUAUCCAGCAUUCCUUCCUUACGGAUGUGUCAGAUGUUCAGGAGAUGGAGAAGGGUCUCCUGAGUCUGUUGAAUGACUUCCACUCAGGGAAACUUCAAGCUUUUGGUAAUUUUACUGGUUGUUUAUGUUUUAUUCAGAAUAUACUUCUACAAACAUUGAUCUGUUCUAUGGACUCUGCAUUAUUUCUGCACUAAUUGAUACUUAACAGCGAUUAGGUAGUUAAGUGAUUAAACCCAUCACAUUUUGGUUUUGCUAUUAAUCCAAAAGAAGGCACGAAAUCCAGUUUGAAGUGCUUCCAAUUUUGCUACAAACUAGAAAAAAAAUCCUUCUUGAACCCAGAAUGGCAGGCAGACAUCUCCUUGGACCAAGAAGCUAUUACCCUACUAAUUAAUUUUUUUUUUUUUAUUCCUGAAUAUUAUGUUUUUGCAAGUAUUUAUUCAAUUGCUGUUUAAACAUCUGUACGGACUCUGAUAAAACCAUCUCUUUCCACAUCCUAAUUGUUCUUACCGUUAAAAACUCUUUCCUUAAACUAAAUAUCCUUUUUUCCCGUUUUAAUAAGUGACAUUGUGUCCUAUGGAUAGUCCUGUUUAUAACAAGAUUUCCAGACAAUGGUUUGUAUUGGCCCUGAAUAUAUUUGUAUAUAAUAUUUAUCAAACUAAAGUAAUUUAAAAUUGUUAACCUUUCUUCAUAACUAAAAUUCUCAAUUCCUUGUAUUUUGUAGCCUACCUCUUCCCUUUUUUUAUGCCAUAAUAUCCUUCUUUAGAGCAUGUGCCCCAAAUUGUACAGGAUAUUCAAGUUGUGGUCUUACCAGUGAUUUAUAAAUAGGCAGAAUUAUAUUUUAAACACAAGAAUUAUACAUGACAAUACCUUGUUGAAUGAGCUAAGUCAUGAUUAUGUAAUUCCUCUGUGUAAGCUGAGAGUUGCUUUCAGGACUUUGUCAUUUUUUCAGGCAAUGAAUGUUCCAUUGAACAGAUGGAACAUGUCCGAGGGAUGCAGGAGAAGCUUGCCCGUCUGCAUCUUGAACUCUAUGGUGAGCUAGAGGAACUUCCAGAAGAUAAACGGAAAAUUGCAAGUGACUCCAAUCUUGACCGACUACUUUCUGAUGUAGGUUUCUAAAAUGUCUGUUCUAUUAUGCCAAGUUGAUUUAGUUGGAGAAAACAUCUGAGGAAACCGUUUGGCAAUGGAAGAAAAUAAUCCUACUGAAUAUCAUGCUGUUAAAUGUCUCAUGACUGCAUGUUAAGAGAUGAUAUUUUGAAGAAACAUCACUUAAUUUAUCUUUUAACUUUUUAGUAAUCAAUCUGCCAAAGAAAACAUGCAUGUAUUUUUUUUACUGUAUGUUUUCAUUGGGGUUACAUGAAAAAUCAGCUGCAAACUUGCUGUCUGUAGCUUUUGCAAGCCCUCCAAUUUCUCCCCAGCAUAGACUUUCAGUCUCAUUGAGAAGCCUGGAGCUACAUGGCUUUCCAAUGCUUCUCAGGGAGCUUCCGUACAGAGCAGGCACAGUCUAGAUGGCUGGGGAGACAUUUCUGCAAAGAUUUCCUAUUGAAACUGACACUUUUGUAAACUGUAAACUGUUUUAGAAAAUGACUGAUUCCAGACACAUAAAGUGCUUCAGCAUGCUGGAGUUAUUUAUGCUUCAGAAGUGUUCCGUUUAACAUGUUCAAGUGCUUUUUUUGUAGCUGUAAAAAUGUAGUUGUCUGUAAUAGUGAUAGAUAAAUGGUACAUUUUACUUUUUAGUUGCUUAUUUGUUUUCUUUUGUUUUGCAGCUGGAAGAGCUGAAUUCUUCUAUGUAUCCUUUUUAAUUUAUUAAAUGAAACAUAAUUUUAUAUACAGUUGUUUUUGUUGCAAUUUAAAUAGAAAUUUUUUAAAUAUCACUUAGGCAUAGUGCUGCUCUAGAGACAUUUGAGACACCUGGUACAUGCUGAGGUACUGAGUUCUUACUGGAUGCCCCAGGGAUGGGGGAACUGCGUUUUUUAAUCAUAGGACGGCACAAGAUAUACACAUGCCAGUCUACUGAAAAUAAGUGACAGUCAUAUUCUACUGCAUGGAGGAGGAAGUCUGAACUAAAAUGGUAAUAUUUAUAAAUAACAGCUUAUCAUGACCUGCCUGGGGCAUGUAUUUCUCCGUUCUCCCCUGAGAUUUUGGAACCAGCAGUGUACAUUGCCAAACCAUGCAUUCUUCCAUAUUGGUUAUGCAAAAUAAUGCAUGGAUGUUGUUAUCAUCUGUGUGUGUGUGUGUGUGUACACACACACCUCCCCCCAUUCCCGGUCCUGCCAUUUUAAUCCUGCAAUGUAAACCAUUACCAUUGCAGUUUUUCUUUUUACAUUUCAGGGUUAAAUCCACCUCUAAUGGGUGUCUCCCUGACAGCCACUUGAAGUGCUUCCACUGCAGUGACAUAGCAAAACACAAUCAAGUAAUGUGGAGGCUUAUGGGAAAGCAUUAAAUACAAUCACUGAAAGCAUCCAUACCUCCUCAGUGAUGUCGAGAACAGCUGAAAAAUUUGUGAAAAGAGUAAGUAAAACAUUUAUUUUAAUGGCACACAGAGGGGCUUGUGGACCUUUUUGGAACUAGAAACGGGGUAAUUUCUAACUCUGUAGUGUUUCUUUGAGUAUUUGCUGUAAAAGCAAAGCUAUAUCAUACAUGGUGGCAUCUAUUUUAGCGGUUUUCAUUGAUUUAGCUCAGGUGCAAGCAGAGUUAAAGUGGCAGCAGCUAUAACAUAAGAAUGCAGCUCUUACUGAUUUGAAACAAUUGUGACAUGUAUGUCUCUAUUUUGCCUGAAAUGAAGGAAUCCGAACUACACUAUGGUGAUCCGUACAUUUUUCUGCAUUAAUCAUCGGGAAUAAUUACACGGACAACAUUCCUUACCUGAAUCCAGUGCUGAUGUCCUUUGGCACUGGAUCAGGCUCCACCCAUGCUCCCCCCACCCUGCCGACAUCAGCCAGCAGGGAGACCUAAUGCGCAUGCAUGGCAAUGACAGCCACUGACGGCAGACUUAGAGCUGCAAUAUAAACAUUGCAGUGAUAUAGAUCCAAUGUGAUCUCACUUAUAUUCUGGGGAGCCCAAAUUGUUAUUUCAAGUGCACUUGGAGGAGCGUGAAUUCAGACACCAGACAUGUGUUGUUUAUCAAAAUAAGCCUCUGUCGUUUAUUUAUCAGUAUGUGUUUUUAUACAUUAAAAAGUAAGUGCUUACGUGCAAAUACUCAUAGAACAGUAGUUGGAAGGGAGUGAAAGGAGUACAGAUAAGACAUAGGGAUGAACGUCAUGUUCAUAUAACAGAUAAGUUCCGAGAAAGAACAGACUGAUUUAGGAGAGACAGCUCAGGUGGGGGCUAUCUGCUCCCGGAAUUAGACAUAUACGGUCUUAAGUGUCAUUUUAAGCAUUAAGCAUUUCCUGAGUCCAAGUUAGCCAAUUUUAAUAAAGACUAUCUAAUAAGACACCUAUAAGCUUGAACCUUGGAAUCAAAGUAAAUUCUAUCACAGCAGUUCUCUGGAACUGCAAUGUUUAACAUUGCAUCACUAAGUGCAAUAGGGACACAGCGCACAGACCAGAUCAAUUAGCAGAAGUGAUUUGGGUGCCUACAGUGUCCCUUUUAAAGGAACAUUCUCCCCCCCCCCCCUCUCCAAUCCCCAAUACAAAUUCAUCUUAGUGAAGUUAUGAAGCAGGGAAGACUGGGCCCCAUCUUACGAUCAGGAGUUGGUUCCAAGUGUGUGACAGCUGCGUCUUCUCUCUUUAUUCCUCUCAGCUGCAAUCUACUCCAGGAAGGUUUGCCUGAUGGCCAAUGAUGCUUAUGAAUUAAAGUUUGUUGUGUAUAUAAUGCAUGGGGGGGAUAGGUGUUUUAUACACUUGUAGUACUAUAUACCAUCAUGUCCAUUGAAGUUUUUUUUUUUUUUUUACAUACCCUUUUCCUGUAGUGUGUGGUUGUAUGUUAAUGUCAUCCUGCCAUGUGAGUGUGUUAUCUCUGGACCCUGGAUUAUUUGUGUGCUAAGUCCCUCCCUUUUUUCCCUUUUACAUUAGGUUCAUUGAAAUUGUAAAUGUGCUAUACAUUAUAAUUGAACAACUUGUUUGUAAAUAAGCAAGCUACAUGUUAAAACUUAACUCUAUCAAACAGACAAAAGCUGCACCUCGCUGAUGCCCAAGAUAUUCCAAAAACAACUAACUGAAAAAAUAUCACACCACAGUCCUUCAUUGUUAGAUGCUUUUUACUCUUGUGUGUGUGUGCGCGUAAACAGUGUUAACAUGACUUUCUCAUUCUAAUUGCCUGGUGAUGAGAUAUAUUUAAAACUGUUCAUACAUCAUACUUGUGAAUCAUGUGUUUUUGUCUUUCCAUGACCAGGCUGAAAACCAUAGUAUUUGGUAUUUUGGAUCACAAGGUAGAUGAAAACUUCUCAAUUUUCUGUGUGAGAAUGUAAAAUGACCUCUUAAUAGUUUUCAAUUUCUGACCAUACUUGCACCCACCUGUGUGUUUUGAUUUUACAUAGACGUACUUGAUGGAUUUAGACAUUUCUCUGCUCUUAUGGGUCAGUUUUUUCUAGUAUCUGUAUAUUACACUUUUUUUUUUUUCUCUAGGUAGGAUACUGCAACUAUGCCUUGCAUGUCCAAAUAUCUGAUUCUUUAGAGGAAAAGUGAUGUGUGAGGGGAAAAAAAAUAUUUAAAUUUUUUCACACAUUAGACUAGCCAUUGCUUAAAUUGUGGUGGUGGAUUUUUUUAAUGUUAUAGUUCUUGCUUUAUAUUUCUUAUUUUUGUUUACUAUAACACCAAAACUGCCUUCUAUGGCACCGCCAAGGUAUUUUGUACAGUGUAACCAUUUUAUUCCAUGCUUCUCCAAAUAAGUUCCUUUUGAAGUCAGAUGGCCUCAACUACCCCACCUCAUAUGACCUCUGGUAAAAGGUGGCGUAACAGAACUUGGAAAUAGUACUUUUACAUUGGGGGAUAUUUUUAAUAUUAUACAAAACUUCCCCUUGUUCAGAUAACAUAUAUGAAGUAAUUAAGUAUAGACUUCUACAUGAUACCUGACAGAACCAUAUAUAUAUGUGUGAACAUUGUUUACUGGGAUAAAUGCACUUUAAAAAUGAACUUAAAGAAAUCUGAUCUUUCAUAUACAAGGAUACUUUAAACUCACUGUUGUUCUUACUAUUAUGGAUUUGUUUUACUCCAGAGUGUAAUCACCUCAAGAUUACAAAAUUGGCAGAGUGGUCCAUUCAGCCUACAUAUUAUCGCUGUUUGUUAACAUGCAGACAAUCAAAAUGCUACUGAAUCUAAUAUGUAUUGUAUUUUUUUUCUUUUUUUUUAUGUAUAUGGGUAGAAUUUAACAAUUUGCUAUGUGUCUAUUGUAAAUAUGUUCUACAUGUAAGUAGGGAAGUAUGCUUUUAUGGUGUCAUUACUUGAGCGUAUUGACUGUUAAAGUUUUCGAAUAAGAACAAUGUUAUGAUAAAUGUAAUUAUAUGUGUACCAGCAAACUAACUACAGUUAAAUAUUGUUUAACUAUGUUCAUGUUAUGGCCAAAUAAACACAAAACUUGUCUUUAUUUCUUGACAUUUUAUGUUUUACAGGAACAAUGAAAAUAAUAAUUCAUGCUUAUUAAAACAUUUAAGUUAUGA
Pelobates cultripes (western spadefoot toad) is the source of this 7959-nucleotide messenger RNA. The record is from the annotation of a GenBank genome assembly. NCBI's taxonomy places the organism in Eukaryota, Metazoa, Chordata, Amphibia, Anura, Pelobatidae.